Messenger RNA from Cylicocyclus nassatus, 456 nucleotides. The record is from the annotation of a GenBank genome assembly. Lineage: Eukaryota; Metazoa; Nematoda; Chromadorea; Rhabditida; Strongylidae.
AUGCAUCGCGGGGACGUCUGGUACACUCUGCGAAUAUGUAAUAGGAUCUGCAUUCAUGGUAGCUGUUAUGAAGAUCCCACCUCAACUAGGCAGUUUUCUUGCCAUUGCCGAUUGUUCUUUUAUGGCAGAAACUGUGAACAUCAACGAACUGUGCUUGAGGCGAAUGUGAUGUUUGUCGUCGAAAACUCUCACAUCGUUGUACCUAUAGCUUCCGUUAUCAGCACAAUUUUUAUCUUAUUCAUGGUCUACUUUGCCUGUCUGAACCGAAGGAAAUUGCCUGAAGAAAGAAAAGCUGUUGAACAUCCGCUUAGUAUUAGAGAGAGGAAGAUUAAAGUUGCACUUGAGCAAAAUAAGAAUAUCAUAAGAAGAAAAAAAGACUACAAUCGCCUGAUGGCACUCACUGCUAAGUUGAAACGAAAAAGCAAAGUGGAAUUGGGUGCCGUGACUGCUAUCUAG